Molecule: messenger RNA, 3501 nt
Organism: Sebastes umbrosus (honeycomb rockfish)
Lineage: Eukaryota; Metazoa; Chordata; Actinopteri; Perciformes; Sebastidae
Product: sodium- and chloride-dependent creatine transporter 1
Exons: 14
Coding region: 561-2609 (682 amino acids)
Biological process (GO): sodium ion transmembrane transport
Cellular component (GO): membrane
Source: RefSeq, a predicted model, not a curated record
AGGCUGAGGAGGAGCGGGUCCGUCACAGCUAGACUGACCGUGCAGCGGAUCACUUCAUUUCUUCAUCGUCCGUCGAAACGCCGCAUCAUGUACAGGUUCUUGGACUUCUGAUUGGACCUGCUUUUUUAGACCAGAACAUCUCUCCACACACCGAGGCGCAGCAUCAUUUUCAUCUAACCGUUCUCCAUGAGAUUCUUCAGGCUUACCUUCAAGUGCUUCGUCGACUGCUUUUGAAUCCUCCUUUGUCACGGCUCAACUGACCGCGGUGCGCUUUUUGUGACACAUUUUCUCUCCAUCUCUUGGCUGAGCUGAGGGGGUUUCCAAUAAUAGUGAUAAUCUCAAAAAAAACUUGCGAUAUUAUUAAUAUCAAGAAGGUCGAAAUAACAAACUCAGAAAAUCCCUCCCCCCAAAAAAAAGAGACAACUGGAGGGAGCACUGCAAGGCUGCCUUCAUCUCUGUGAGCCUCUGUGAGCCUUCUUGUCAGCCAGGCACAUUAAGCAAAACUUCAGGCUUAAAACCAUCAAAAAAUCUGAUUUAUUGGUGUGCUGCCACUCAACAACAUGUCACCAGAGUUGGAGGAGAACAGCCAAGGUGAAAUCAGCCUCCCCCAGUUGGAGGCAGGGACCCUGUCCGAGGAGGAGGGUGGGGGGUCAGCUCGCCCACUGGUGCCCGUCCCUGGAGCGGGCCCGGGGUGCGGUGAGGGCGGAGGGAUUGGCCCACUGCAGACCCAGGACGGGGCUGCAGCCGGGACUGGAAAUGGGGCUGUGGCGGUGCCAGUGGUGGAGAGAGAAACUUGGACCAGACAGAUGGACUUCAUCAUGUCCUGCGUGGGUUUUGCCGUCGGCUUGGGCAACGUGUGGCGGUUCCCUUACCUCUGCUACAAGAACGGAGGAGGGGUUUUCCUGAUCCCCUACUUGCUGAUUGUCUUCAUCGGAGGCAUCCCGGUCUUCUUCCUGGAGAUUGCACUGGGACAGUUUAUGAAGCAAGGAGGGGUCUCUGCCUGGAACAUCGCACCCCUCUUCAAAGGUCUUGGCUUGGCCUCAAUGGUGAUAGUGUUCUUCUGUAACACCUACUACAUUAUGAUCCUUGUGUGGGGCCUCUACUUCCUCUUCCACUCCUUCACCAACCAGCUGCCCUGGGCCACCUGUGGACACCCCUGGAACACCCCAAACUGUACACAGGACUUCCGCCGCGCCUGUUACAACCGCAGCGCAUCCCAAUCGGCUCCAUCCCAACUCUCCGCCAACCUCCUCUCCUCCACGUCCCCGUUGAACCUGUCUUCAGCCCAGCUCUUCUUCAACGGGAGCUGCCCGGAGGCUGAGGGCAUGCGCUCCCCAGUCAUCGAGUUCUGGGAACGAAAAGUGCUCCGUCUGUCUGGUGGGCUGCACGAGCCUGGCGACAUCAGCUAUGAGAUGGUGCUGUGUCUCAUAGUCACCUGGAUCAUUGUUUACUUCUGCAUGUGGAAAGGAGUUAAAUCUACUGGCAAGGUUGUUUACUUCACAGCUCUGUUCCCCUACCUGGUUCUGGUCGUUCUUUUGGCGCAUGGAGUCACUCUACCUGGAGCUAUAGAUGGGAUUGUUUACUACCUGAAACCAAACUGGUCCAAACUUGGAGAAGCGCAGGUGUGGAUUGAUGCAGGCACUCAGAUUUUCUUCUCCUAUGCCAUCGGACUGGGCGCUCUGACUGCGCUGGGCAGCUACAACCGCUUCCAUAACAACUGUUACCAGGAUGCAUUCUUGCUGGCCAUCAUUAACAGUGGAACCAGUUUCUUUGCAGGCUUCGUAGUGUUUUCUGUGCUGGGCUUCAUGGCUGCAGAGCAAGGCGUGGACAUCAGUAAGGUAGCAGAGAGUGGUCCAGGCCUGGCCUUUAUAGCAUACCCCAAGGCUGUGACUCUGAUGCCUCUGGCGCCGCUCUGGGCUGCACUUUUCUUCUUUAUGUUGCUCAUACUGGGCCUUGACAGCCAGUUUGUAGGGGUAGAGGGUUUGAUAACGGGAAUUAUGGACAUGCUACCGCCUAAAUCUGCCCUGGGCUCCCUGCGGCGAGAGGUGGUGGCGGCCAUCUGCUGCUUCAUCUGCUUCCUGAUCGACAUGUCCAUGGUCACUGAGGGAGGGAUGUAUGUCUUCCAGCUGUUUGACUACUACUCUGCCAGUGGCAUCACUCUGCUGUGGCAGGCAUUCUGGGAGUGUGUGGUGAUUGCAUGGGUCUAUGGCGCAGACCGUUUCAUGGAUGACGUGGCUCGUAUGAUCGGCUAUCAGCCCCUACCCUACAUGAAGUGGUGCUGGUCCUACAUCACGCCUUUUGUUUGUGUGGCAGUGUUCCUGUUCCACGUGGUGAACUACAAGCCCCUGACCUACAACACAGUGUACACUUACCCCUUGUGGGGUGAAUUGCUUGGCUGGGCAUUGGCCCUGUCCUCCAUGCUCUGCAUCCCCAUCACUGUUCUCUACAAACUACUCCGCUGCAAAGGAUCUUUUCGGGAGCGAUGGCAGCACCUAACCACCCCAGUGUGGGGCCGACAUCACCUGGAGUACCUGGCCCCGGAGAGCGAGGCCAAACUGCUGCCCCCUGCAGGAACCAAGAGCACGCUUCACUUUGAAAGUGUCAUCUGAGACCCGCAGAACACAGAGCCAAGGUCGCUCGCCCCUGACAUCAGCACACACAUACACAAACACACAAAUUAAAUGCACACUACACAAGCUUGGUAAAAAAAAGCAGAUUGGUUACACACACAGCCCCGCAGUUUUAAGACAAAUGGACCAAAGAUUAGAUGGAAGAAGAACUGAAAGACGCCCAUACAGUCAUCACACGCUGACAACACCCUCCGCUCUGCUUUCUGACUCUACCUCGCUGAAUCUCCCCUCUCUCUUUCUGCUCCCCCCGCCUUUGUGCCGUCCCGUCCUGUCUCGUUCUGUGAGUGUGACGUGUCCAGUGUAGUUGCGAUAUCUUCCCCUUUCUGUGCCUGUCUGUCAGGCUUUCAGUAGCCUCAUCCGUCCCGACAUGUCAUGCCGUGCUGAGUUAGCAGAAACUUAAAAUUCUGAUGAAACUUUCUAAAUGAAAGACCUCAUAUCUGCUGCUGGAUGUGUGUGUGUGUGUGUGUGUGUGUGUAUGCGUGCGUGUGCGUGUGAAUGCACUGUGUAUGUGUUGGACCGUGACAGUGGUGUCUUCAUUUAUAUGUGACAUUGUCUUUAGCCAUUGUUUUCCGCAAUUAACUGUACAAAAACAACUUCCAUUUGUAAAAAAAAAAAGAAUUAUAAUAAUCAAAAACAGACAAAGCAUCAUCACUUCCAGCUGUGUGUUAUGAACUAACUUAAGUAUCCAGUGUAUUGUAGGGUCUGUAAAUCAGUGUUAACAAUAUUUGGAGGGGAUGAUGAUCAGUAUUUCCACCUUAAGAGAAGGAGAGGGAUUGAGUUGUGCAAAGAGCAGGAGACUGGGUUGUGGGGAGGGGAAAGAGACUUGAUGCCAUGUCAGGAAAGAAGCAAUAAAUGACCAGAUAAAGAUGGA